CUUGAAUGUGACUUGGAGCGCAGUGAGUGGAGAUCAUGUCCGCCGUCACAGGCAAACUGGACUUACCUCCACUGUCGUUCCCAAUUCCGUCUCCAUGAAAUAACACGAACGCGGGGCCUCAGGAAUGGCCAACUCGGGUGCCGUUCAGGUGAAACUCGAACUCGGCCACCGCGCCCAGUUCCGAAAGAAACCCACGGUGGAAGGCUUCACCCACGACUGGAUGGUGUUCGUCCGAGGACCAGAGCACAGCAACAUUCAGCACUUUGUGGAGAAGGUCGUCUUUCACUUGCACGAGAGCUUCCCGAAACCAAAAAGAGUUUGCAAGGAUCCACCAUACAAAGUGGAGGAGUCUGGAUACGCCGGCUUCAUCUUGCCUAUUGAAGUUUACUUCAGGAAUAAGGAAGAGCCGAAGAAAGUCCGCUUCGACUACGACCUUUUCCUCCACCUGGAGGGCCACCCGCCUGUCAAUCAUCUCCGUUGCGAGAAACUCACGUUCAACAAUCCUACAGAAGAGUUUCGGCGCAAACUACUGCGAGCCGGAGGGCAACGGGAUCCGCACAAACGCACCUCUGAGGACUCAAAAGUGAUGGUAAUGCAGGAGGGCUCAACAUCUUUGUUUGGGGCGCACAUGAAGCUCCCUACGCUUCCCAACAGUUCCUUGGCGUCCACUUUCUCCGACCCCAGGAAGAGCAAAAGCUCCCACGGGCCCAAGGAUGGCUCCAAAGGAAGCGGUACGACCCUUCUCACGACGGCCACCACCACCACCAGCACCAACAGCACCAGCUUCUCCAAACUCCACAAGCCUUCCAAGGACCACAAAGACAAGCCGCCAAAAGACUUGAAAGAGACCAAAAGUGCCUUCAGAGACUCGUGCUGGGAGUCCAGCAAAGCCCUGAAAGAUCCUUCCAGAAAACCCAAAGAGAACCAGCCACUUCGAAAUAGCAAUCCUAAAAUGGGAUUCAAGGAACCCAAGUCUUUAUCUCAUCGGAGCGAGGUGUCCAACCACGAGUCGAACAAGCGCCUGUCUGCGCCCGACGGGGAUCAUCACGUAACCAAAAAACGCAAAAGGGGAUUGGUGGAUUUGUCUGGGAAGCAGACAUCCGGGUCAGAUGCUCAACAUUCCGAUAAGAAAAUACUGAAGGACAGGCCGCAGAUGCAAAGCAGUAAAUUGCAUCCAGGGAGUGAUGAAGCGGCGCACCGGAAGGCAUCGGCGCUUCCGCCAUUCCACGAAUUGGUGCACCCCAACGAUUCCGACAUGGAGUCCACCAAGUCAGACUUGGAACAGCCCAGUCCGGCAAGUUCUAGCUCCAGCUCAGGCUUUGCUCCCACACACCACAAACGCCAAGUGGUGGACUUGAUCAUCAGAAAAAGGGUGGCUAUUCCGGACGCCACCCACACAGUACUUGGCCCGCUGCAGUCGGUGAUGCAGGAUCUGCACUCGGACGACCACGGCGACGAUUCCGAGGACGACCUCGACUUGGAUUCCGACGCCGAACGGCCGGCGCACACGCACCUCGCACACCACCAACGCAGGGUCAGUUUGAGUGACGGCAGUGAGAGUGACAGCUCUCCCCCUUCGCCGCCUUCACGCAAUGAUGUCCCGGGCUUGUUAAAGACUACAAAUAACCAGAUACUGGAGGUGAAGAGUCCCAACAAGCAGAGCAAGCAGGACAAAAACAAAAAUCUAGAUUGUGACAAGGCUUACCUCGACGAGCUGGUGGAACUGCACAAAAGACUGAUGACCUUAAGAGAAGGUCACAUACUGCAACAGAUUGUGAACCUCAUCGAAGAGACGGGCCACUUCCACAUCACAAACACUACUUUUGACUUUGACCUGUGCUCCUUGGACAGAAGUACAGUAAGGAAACUCCAGAGUUACCUGGAAACUUCCGGACUGUCCUGAAGUUCUGAGCAGCCGCCGGCUUGAUUUGUCAACAUAUGAUUUGGGGGGGGGGG
Messenger RNA from Phycodurus eques (leafy seadragon), 1956 nucleotides. It is a transcript of the gene mllt3, whose product is annotated as MLLT3 super elongation complex subunit. Gene Ontology annotation, cellular component: super elongation complex. The transcript has 14 exons. NCBI's taxonomy places the organism in Eukaryota, Metazoa, Chordata, Actinopteri, Syngnathiformes, Syngnathidae. The record is from RefSeq and is a predicted model, not a curated record. The coding region runs from base 125 to 1903 and encodes 592 amino acids. Gene Ontology annotation, biological process: regulation of DNA-templated transcription.